GGCCGGUCCAGAUACACUCCUACUCUGGUGGAGCCAGCGGGGGAGAGAGGGGGGACUGUCCCUAUACCGUUGUACCAGACAGAGUAACCACCAUCAAGACAAUCGAGACUCCAGGACUUGUUGUUCAGUCCAAGCAGGCUGUCACCACCCCCUCCUCUCCUUGUGAUUCCUCUGUAUGUCACUCCUAUACCAACCCCUCCUUCCCUCUCUACCUCCCAGUAACAGCGGCCAGUCAGAGCCUCUCUACCCAACACCUGGAGCCAGGAGUCAAAUCUGUCUGGGUGAUCUGGAUACGACAGGUCCUCUCCAACCCGUGUCACCUUCCUGUUGUCCUCAGACAGAGAGAGUUGUCUGUGGGCCGUGUUGGGGUCCAGUGUGAGGUCACAGGCAUCUGAGGGAGAACCAGACAUGAUGAGCUGCUGAACCGCUCUUCAUCCUCAUCAUCAUCAUCAUCAUCAUCACUAGUACUGUUCUCCUGCGCUCUGUGUACAUAUACAUAGAUAUGAACACAUACAUACACAGUGUUGUGCCUGAACGCGUUCAUUGAACGAUAGUUUAUGAAAUCGUUCAUAUUUUGGGCGAACGUGAACUGAACGUACUGUAUCUCUGCCUGAUGAACGUUACUGUGAACUAGUUCAUUCUGGUGUCUGUGAACGGCACGGUCACUCGGUUUAACUUCGUUCAAUAGGGGGAUUAUUUGUUUAUCUACACGGCGGAUGCAUGCGCAUCCGCCAAAAAUAUGGACCGUCAAGAUUCCCAUUGAAACGAAUGGAGCGGUGAUUAUUCUUCAAAACGAGAGCUGGUAAAUCGUGAAAAAUGAAUUAAACUGUAAUCAGACAACGCGGUUAUACGCUAUAGACCCUAGAGUAUCUGUGGUAUAAAGGCUGGGACGAAUUUCGAAUUAUAAAUAUAAUUCGAAAUUCACCCUAGGAAAAACACCCUAUCUGCCUGGCAACACAGCCACCAGUGUCGCACGCGCAUGCGUCUUCAAAACAAUAAACAUCAUGGCUACGACAGCAGCAUGUAGGCGAUUAGACUCGUAUAAUAAUUUAAAAGAGUUGUAUGACAAGGUCGGUGAGGAUGGGAAAAAUCUUACAUUUCUGUGCAAACUUUGCCCGCCGGCUUUCAAAAAGAAAAUCCGCACUUCAGUCACAUCCACAGCAAACCUGAAACGGCACAUAAAACUGAAGCACCCGGCUAGCCUUUCAAGGUAUGUGCAAGCAAAUUAAAAAUCCAAAGACAGUCAAGACAGAUCCUCGACCUCCACUCAAAUCCCAUUAACCGCGUACAGCGGCUCCUUUUUCAUCUCCCAGCCGCAGCUGGACCACCUGGUGGUGCAGUAUAUUGUCGGAGACCUGCAGCCUUUGAGUAAAGUGGAAAGCCCAGCUUUCAUAAACUUAAUUAAGGGGUUGCAGCCAUCCAAAACGGUGCCAUCGAGAAAGAAACUACAGACACUGUUAAACAAGAAAUUUAAAGAAAACAUAUGUGAACUUAAGACUGAACUGUCUGAGAUCGAUGCUGUGUGCACAACAGCAGAUUGCUGGUCAGCUGCGAACAAGGCAUUUAUGGGAAUCACUGUCCGCUGGCUAAACAAAACUGAUGUUUCUAAGAGAUACUCUGCAGUACUGGCAUGCCGGCGGAUUAAAGGAGCACAUACACAUGAUGUGUUGGCAAAAUUAUUGUCAGAAGUAAACAAAGAAUUCAAAAUCCACAACAAGGUUGUGUGUACAGUAACAGACAAUGCUGCAAAUUUUAUCAAGGCAUUCAACUGUUUUGGGAUGGAUAUUGAUACUGAAGUGCCAGAGACAGUGGUCCACUUUGAUGAAACUGAAAGUGAAGAUGACAAUGAAGUGUCAGCCUUUGCUGCCGCCAGUGAGGACUCAGAUGAAAAUGUCCAGAUGGAGCCUGAGCCUCUCUCAGGUCUGGAUCAUCCCUCUCUCCCCCCUCACAGAAGGUGCAUGGCUCACACCUUGAAUCUAGUGGCCAAAGAUACGGAAAAGGUUACUGAAAAACGCUACAAAACAAUGUCGAGGGCUGUUUUUGCAAAAGCAUCUGCUCUGUGGAACCUGGUUAAGCAAAGUACAAAGGCUUCUGAUGCUGUGGAGGAAAAGCUUGGGAUUGGUUUUGUUGAGACAAAUGACACAAGAUGGAACUCAGUUUUUCUCGCGAUGGAGCGACUGUCUCGCAUAGCAACACUAACUACCAAGGCAGAAAUGAACGUGGCUGAGGUCACCCCUGAAAAUGAUGCCAGUCCCCUACAUGACGAGCUGCUUUUGCACACUGUGAGUGAUGAGUUUGGCUUUCGCAGAUUUACUCCACAGGAAGUUGAAUUCAUACACAAGUUUGUGGAUGUGAUGAGGCCUUUAGCACUUGCACUAAACAUCCUCCAAGCAGAGAAGAACAUCUUUCUUUGCUACCUGGCUCCAACAAUUGUGCAGCUGAAAUGUCAUAUGAAUGACCUGUUGGAUGAGAGCAUAAAGCCCACUGCAGCAGAGGGUCUCAUUACAUGCAGACCCCUCAUAAAGAGUAUCUUGAAAUCCCUGAGCAAAAGGCUGGCAGGUCUUCUGGAGAAGAGGGACCACAUACUCUCCGCUAUGCUGGUGCCAAGAUUCAAGCUAGACUGGGUCCAAGAUGAGGAGAAACAAUUGCAGUACAGAUUGAUGCUGAAAAGAGAAUUUCAAACCCUCAACUCUGAUGACUCAGGUCCAGCCAAGUCCAGUGGUAAACAUGUCAAGAAAGAUCCUGCAGCGUCAUUCUUCAGAUUUAACCAAAAAACUGAGGUUAAUCCAAAAUCUGAAGUGGACACCUAUUUGGAUGCCCCAACCACAGAUGGGUUUGAUGAAUACCUGCAGUUUUCAAAGCUCAGAAGGCUGUUCAUUAAACACAACACUGCCCUGCCCUCAAGCGCUCCAGUAGAGAGGCUCUUCAGCAUCGGUGGUCUAAUAUUCAGGUAGGAAAAAACUGUGAUUAUAUUACAUAAUUAUUAUUCUUUGGUAAUAAGUACAGUAAAUACCCAGCCUCAAAUUAUAGUUCUUGGUGAUAUCAUUCUAGUUCUGGUUUUCAAAAUAAAAAAAUAUACCAGUGAUUGCCUCAGUUCACAAUUCCUUUAAUACAGAUUACUGUUAAAUUUUUUUUACCAUAAUAAUCAUGAUGUUACAAUCUCAUUCAGACCCAGGAGAAACCGGCUGGGAGAUGCCAACUUUGAGAAGCAGCUCAUCCUGAAUGCCAACAAAAAGUUUUGACGGAAGCUAAAAAACAGCAGAUCCACCAGGGAGAGAACACUGUGACCAAUGACAGAGGAUCUUCAUUCAGAUAAGGGAUUGGCCCUGCACACAGACUUUUUUUCAUUCAUUAUUAUUAUUAUUACUUUGGUUAUUUCUGUAACCAGUGAUAUUCAUUCAGUUCCACUCACUGGAAGGAAAGUAGGAGCACUGUCCAUGGCCUUGGACUCUGACUGACUCUUUUUAAGUUAUUGUUUUGUUUUACGUAUUCAUUUGGCAAGCAAAGUGACUUAAUAAAGUUUAAAUGUUUUGCACUUUGAAUAUUGGACUUUCAAGUUCAACCUUGAUUUCCUACCUCAGUUUGUGUUAUUGGAAUGGUUACUUUACUGUUCAUGUAAUGUAACUUGUUUGUUGAACCUGCCUGGUAUAUUUUUCCAGGAUUCCAGUAUUAUUAAAAAAUAACAUUCAAGCAGCAAGUUUUUCCUCAUGUUUUUGAGAAUAUACUGUAGGGUGAAAGCUGCAGCUGCUACUAGUGUGGACUGAAUGGACAGCAACAAAGCGUUAAAGCAACAAUGGGGAAAGGAUGUCCCCUCAAUGCUAAUGUAUACCCUGGUUGGAUAAGGAUUGGAUCAGGAUAAUUGGAUAUGAAGAGGAUAUCUGAUACAUAGUUUCAGUGAUAAAACUGAUAAAAUAAUUGCUGUCUGUGGUUCUAUAUGGGCUGUGGCAAACAUUUUGAAAAAUAAUAGCUCACAGCAACAUAUUGAAAAAAAGAACUAUGAACUAGAUCAUAUUUGAAACUUGAAUUAUGAACUUUGAACUGAACUAGUUCAUUUUAAAAAUUUUGAACUGAACUUUGAACUAGUUCACGUAGAAAGUGAACUUUCCCAACACUGUACAUACAUAUGUACACAUACAUAAAUACACACACCUCAACAAUAACGUUAUGAAAACAUCAACAACAAUGUUAUGAAAACAUCAACAACAGUGUUAUGAAUACACUCAUUCAUCACUAGUACUGUUUUCCUGAACAUGACAUGAUAGUUACACUAUUGCUACAUCAACAACAAACAUCUCUGCUUGGAUCCAGGACUUACCAAAGACAAGCAGCUCAGCGCUGUGAUUGGCCGUGCCAGCGCUGUUGCUCGCCAUGCAGCAGACCGUGUUCACGCCGUACCUCCCACCUCUGACGAAGAGGAAGCCCCUCUCCACCCAGGCCUCUGAUUGGUUGACUGUGCUGUUCCUCUCCAGGGGCCUGCCGUUGUGGAGCCACUCUACUGUGGGCUCCGGCGUGCCGCCGGCAUGGCAGGUAUAGCGGGCCGUUUGGCCCACGGGCAACACGUGGGUAGAGGAGUGGAACUCUGUGAUGCUGGGGGCCUCCUCCUCCUCCUCCGUGGGCAUCACUGAACCUGAAGAAACCAGGAGGAGAGGAGUGAACGUUUACAACACGCAUCUAGAGAUGCAGCGUCAGACACUCCCUUCAAUCUCUCCUAACACCCGUCCACUAGAGGGCGACCCAGGGGAUUCACACCCAGUAUUCUGGCCUGCCAUUUCAAACAUGAUUGAAUAACACAGCAGUGUCUACAAAGAUUUCCCAGGGAGAUUAAUGAGUCAGGGGCAGAGCUUGCAGCGAAGAAAGCAAAACCUUUAACCAGCUCCAAUUGAACCCAACAAAAGCAAUUGCAGAAAAAGAUCCUACGUAAACACUAGAGAUGUGCAGACAGAGUAACAGUUUAUCGUUUCAUAUUUUAAACUGUUUAAAAUAUGCAAUGGAUUUGUGGUUAAUUAAAUUUAACUUCUUACUAUCAGCUAUUUAUUGUAUGCAUCCUAAUUAUCCCUUACAAGUUUUGUAUUGCACAUAUUUUAAGGCGAUUAUAACCUGUCCUAAAAGGUCCUACCAUUUUUUUUUUCUUUAAGCCUGAAAAAAAAUUAAUUGAAUGAAAUAACUCAAAUGUAUUUAAUAAC
Molecule: messenger RNA, 5183 nt
Organism: Gadus chalcogrammus (walleye pollock)
Lineage: Eukaryota; Metazoa; Chordata; Actinopteri; Gadiformes; Gadidae
Exons: 2
Coding region: 1566-2954 (462 amino acids)
Source: RefSeq, a predicted model, not a curated record